Molecule: messenger RNA, 2036 nt
Organism: Galeopterus variegatus (Sunda flying lemur)
Lineage: Eukaryota; Metazoa; Chordata; Mammalia; Dermoptera; Cynocephalidae
Gene: HEPACAM2
Product: HEPACAM family member 2
Exons: 9
Coding region: 1-1353 (450 amino acids)
Source: RefSeq, a predicted model, not a curated record
AUGUGGCUCAGGGUGUUCACAGCUUUCCUUUCCUUUGCAGCAGGCACUUGCUUGGGGCUGAAGGUGACGGUGCCAUCACACAUCGUCCAUGGCAUCAGAGGUCAGGCUCUCUACCUCCCCGUGCACUAUGACUUCCACACUCCAGCAUCAGACAUCCAGAUCAUAUGGCUGUUUGAGAGACCCCACACAAUGCCCAAAUACUUACUGGGCUCUGUGAAUGAGUCUGUGGUUCCCGACUUGGAAUACCAACACAAGUUCACCAUGAUGCCGCCCAAUGCAUCUCUGCUCAUCAACCCUCUGCAGUUCACGGAUGAAGGCAAUUACAUCGUGAAGGUCAACAUUCAGGGAAAUGGAACUCUGUCUGCUAGUCAGAAGAUACAAGUCACUGUGGAUGAUCCUGUCACAAAGCCUGUGAUGCAGACUUAUCCUUCCUCUGGGGCUGUGGAGUAUGUGGGGAACAUGACCUUGACAUGCUGGGUUCAAGGGGGCACCCGGCUGAUUUACCAGUGGCUGAAAAAUGGGAGGCCUGUCCACACCAGCUCCACCUACUCCUUUUCUCCCCAAAACAACACCCUUCGUAUUGCUCCAGUUACCAAGGAAGACAUUGGGAAUUACAGUUGCCUGGUGAAGAACCCUGUCAGUGAGAUGGAAAGUGACAUGAUUAUGCCGACCAUAUAUUAUGGACCUUAUGGACUUCAAGUUAAUUCUGAUAAAGGGCUAAAAGUAGGGGAAGUGUUUACUGUUGACCUUGGAGAAGCUAUUCUAUUUGAUUGUUCUGCUGAUUCUUAUCCCCCCAACACCUACUCCUGGAUCCGGAGGACUGACAAUAUAACAUAUGUCAUUAAGCAUGGGCCUCGCUUGGAAGUUGCAUCUGAGAAAGUGGCCCAGAAGACAACUGACUAUGUGUGCUGUGCUUACAACAACGUAACUGGAAGGCGAGAUGAAACUCGUUUCACAGUUAUCAUCACUUCUGUAGGACUGGAAAAGCUUGCACAAAAAGGGAAAUCAUUGUCCCCUUUAGCAAUUAUAACUGGGAUAUCUCUAUUUUUUAUUAUAUCCAUGGGUCUUCUCUUCCUAUGGAAAAAAUAUCAACCCUACAAAGUUAUAAAACAGAAGCUAGAAGGCAGGCCAGAACCAGAAUACAGGAAAACACAAACAUUUUCAGGCCAUGAAGACGCUCUGGAUGACUUUGGAAUAUAUGAAUUUGUUGCUUUUCCAGAUGCUUCUGGUGUUCCCAGGGGGCCGAGUAGGUCUGUUCCAGCCUCCGAUGGUAUAUCAGGGCAAGGUUUGCACAGUACAAUUUACGAAGUUAUUCAGCACAUCCCUGCGCAACAGCAAGACUAUCCAGAGUGAGUGUUCAUGGGCAAAGCAGUACAUUGGAGUGAAAUAAUGAUGGAACAUUUUGAGGAAAAACAGUGAAAAUGCAUAUUCAUCUGGAAUCAGUGAAGAAAUCAAGCCCAGUACCUCUUAUUCGUUACUUCUUUUAAAUGCAGAGUAGAGGCAUUAUACAAACUGGACUGCAAGUUUUCCAGCAUACAUAUAAUGUGUUGUGCUACAGAGCAACGUCAUGGGAAAUAUUCCUCAGUGGACAGUCUAUUGUGCUGACUGCGAGAGAGAAAAGAAUGUGCCUUUUCAAUCGCUCUUUUUAUAUCAAAUUUCUCUUAAAAGCCCAAUUAAUUCUAAUCUAUACUUUCACUUCCAACAACAUUAACACUAUCCUAUCGCACCUACAAGUGUGGAAACUAUAUUUGUACAUUUUUCAGCAGGCUUUGUUUUAUUAAAUUCCCAUUACUGUUAAGAUUGCUAAGUUCUUUUUUUUUUAAUUUUAUUCCCCCAAAUUUUUCUUGUUAUUUGUACCACAAAAUAAUAAGGAUGGUUCUCACAACAAGCAGACUGUGCCUUCUCCUUGUUGUCAGUCACCAAUGGUGUUUUUGAAAAGACUUGUAAACACUUAAGGAAAUGACUUAUUAAAGUCUUAUUUUUAUUUUUGUUCAGGGAAAGAUGGAUUCAAAUAAAUUAUUCCCUUUUUGCUUGUA